CCGCGCGAUGACCGAUUUCACAGCGCGACAGUCGCAGCAACCGGCACAGCAACCGCAGCGGCCGCAGAUGCCGGUGGCGGCCGCCAGACCGCCGUAUUUCGAUUUUAACGACAUUUUCGGUUCCGCAGGGAAAAAACCGUCGCCGCCCGUGACGUCCACCGCGACUACGGCGGCCACGACGUCCGCGACGACCGCCGGAGGUGGCGGCCCGGGUACGGCCACCGGCACGCCGACGAUUGCCAUCAACCACCACCACCACCACAACAACAACAACUCGAAUAACAACAACAACAACAACAACAGCGUCAAGCAGUCUUCGGCGGCCGGAGUCCAACAACAACAGUCGGCCGCGGCCACGGGCUGUUGUCCCGUGUGCGGCACGGCGCUGCGUACCGCCCACGAGCUCGAGUCUCAUUUUGUGUGGGAGCUGGAGCGGCUGUACAAACAAGCGGCCGUGGCCGGCCGCCGUCACAGACGGGGCACACCGGACAAGAUGGGCGAUCACCAUCACGGUCAGCUCAUGGUCUGCGCCAGAGACGGCGGCGGCGGCCGAUUAUCGCCGAUCGCCAGUGGCAGUAGAGACGGAUCGUUGCACGGCCGCUGGGAGGUAAUUUAUUUUAUUAUUGUGCUAUUUCACCUACCUGCCGGAUCGCAUGAAAGCGUACCAUACAUUGUCAGAGACACAAAGUAAAUAGUGAGCCCUGAUUGGUUGUAUUUCGAUUAAUAAUAUGUCAACAGUUGUAUGAUGAUGGUGAUGACUAAAAAAUCAUAAAAUAAAACGCAGCUGUAAUUGUGGAAUAUAUUUGCACAGGUGACAGAAAUAUAGUCAAAACAGAAAAGCCGAAAAAAAUGUUUAAAAUGUGUUACACUUAACGUAGUUUAAAAAAAACCGUCUAGAGGAGGUCUCCUAGCUAAUAAACGUUUGUUACCUCUUGUUACUCUUAAUGGUCUUUUCGCAAUUGUAUUCGGCCGUAAUUUAAUCUCUUUUUUUCAAAAAAAUACAGUUUCCAGCUGUACGUGAAUUGAAUAUUUUUUUAAAAUGCAUUAUGUGUAAUAAGUACUUGUUUUUUUUUUCCUUUUUUUUUUUUACUGUAUUUCUGUUUUUUGUGCAAAUGUUUUCAUCGCUACAGUUAUAUUUUAUUUUAUGAUUUUAAGCAAUUAUCGUAAUCAUAAAACUGUUGGCGUGUUUUCAGUUAAAAUACAACCAAUCAGUGCUCUAUAUUUAUUAUGGGUCACUAGCAAUGUAUGGUAUGCUUAUAUGCUACCGGAUUUAUGCCAAUCGGUAGCGAACUUCUGUUUAUCUCGAGUCAGAGUGACAAACAAAAUAAACAGAACUGAUAAUAAAUAGUAAAUAAUUUCACACAAGUAUAUAUUAUUAUUAUUGGUAGUAGUAAUUAUAACAUAUAGUAGAAAAAAAAUAAUAACAAUUUUCGACAGUAAUGUUGAGCAUUUCUUCAUUGUGGCCACUUCUGGUUUAAUUUUAAGCGAUAAUUAUUUAAAAAGCAAUAUAAAUUGACCGGAAACGAAAAUCUAAUUAUUUUUUUAUACUGGCGGAUACAUUUUUCUUUUUUAGAAUUAAAAACGACCAAUUUUCAUUUAACGAAACUUUUAAAAUUAUAAUGGUUAUUAAUAAUAUAGUAAUUACGAAAUUACUAUUAUUCGUUUUUUUUUUUAUUAUUAGUAUUAUUAUUGAGGGCUCCGGAUCAAAUGAUAGGCCGUGGGCCGACUCUCCGAAAGGUUAUAUUUGUCCAUCGCUUUUAAAACUGUUUUCGAACCGAUAAUGACUACAAUAUUAUUUUCCUCUCCGAUAGACGUACCAAAAGGUCAAGGCCAACCGACACAACAGAUUGCGGAUCAAGAACCGCAAACGGAAACCCGAAGAAAUGUUACUGGCGCCGUCAACGUGCUGUUGUCCGGUUUGCAACGAGCCCAUAACGGCCGCCACCCAAGAACAGAUGAAUGCACAUGUGGAAAUGUGUCUGAGAAACAAGGUACGACUGCCGACCCAGCACCACGGUUAAGUUAGGUUUGGUUUUAGGUUUGGUGAACGAGGUACAAUACUGAAGUAUUGUCGUAGGUAAUAAUGUAUAGUGGUUGAGAAAACACCAAGGAGCGUUAAACCAAUCCACUAAUCGUCUCCCUGAUAUCCGUCAUAUUAAUUUUGGGAAGGCAAAACAAUUUUUUUUUUUUUUUAUUCUUAUUUCAACAACACCUAUAUACACAACAUAUUUAAUAUUUACAUUACAAGCUGAUAUCUCCUCAUAAACCAUAUAAGCCAAAUAAACCAUUUCUAGAUUAGGAAUAUUCGAGAAUAUACUUUAGCUCAUUAAAAAUAUAAAAAAUAUUUCCUUAUCCGAGUAAUAGUCAUUUCUAUAUGGCAUUUCCAUUUUAAGUACUUGUCAAAAAUUACACCUAAGUAUUUGGUUGAACGUACUCUAAAUAUAAUCCUACAAUUUUUAUCACAUAAACCUGUUGUAUUAUUUUCUUUACAAUUACUAUUAUGUAAUUUAAUUUCUAUUUGCAUGGAACAAUUAACACUAUAAUGUCAUUUAUGCGAGUUAUAAAAGUUAUAAAAAAAAGGAUAGACGUACAUCGCACUUAGGUGCAGCCACUGUUGUAUGUGAGAAUUUGGGAAGGUAGGUUACACACGGAAAUUUAAUGUUUUCCUCAUUAACUCGAAUACUAAUGAGAAUUUCAAAAAAUUACCUCUUUAAAGUACGACUCAGAGAACAUUUUUUUUCAGAAAAAGUGCAAUACUUGAUAAUCGGAGUAAAAUUUCUGGUAGAAAGAGUGUUAAAAAAAAAAAAAUUAUUAUAAUAAUAUAAAAAUAAACAUCAUUUUUAAACUAAUAUAAUCCUCGCUCCACUCAGAAUCUAAAAUAUAUGCCGGAAGAGUAAGUAUACAGGAAAGGAUAAUGAACCAGUAAAUUGCAGGAUAUCGGUAUUCAUUGUUAGUAUAUCAAAAUAUUAUCAUGUUACGCGCAUGUAAAAAUGUUUAAGCGAAUAUUUCUUUUUAAUUGGAUUUUAAAAAUAUUUGUCGCUAUUUGAAAAUCAAUACUAGUAAAAUUAUGUAAGAUCGGUUCUAUAUAACGGUGUCGAAAAAAUACCAAAAUGCAGUGCUCUAUAGACUAACUGAAAUUGUGGCCGAGUUCAUAAUCCUAGUCGGGGCUUUAUUCUAUAAAUAUAAAUUGUUCAAGUUAUACUCCCAAACUAUACGGUUUAUCAGGAGGGUAGGAAGCAGAAAAUAAAAAAUUUAGUGUAAUGUAGCAUUUUUUUUUUUUCAUACAAGUUUUAAAAUAAAAUGUUAACGUAUCAAAUUUGAAUCAUAAAUAUUACGGUCUUUCAACUAUAUAAUAUAACCGUACUUCGCUCCGAAUCGUUUUUCAUUAGUAAUGGCUAUCAUGACCUUAUUUUUUUCAAGUUCCGCCGUACAACAAUGACACAUCCAUCUCUAGUAACAGCUCUCUUUUUUUCUUAUUUUGUGCAUUACGCCCGGUAAAACUAUUGUCUGACACGAGCCGUCGCGGAAUUUUCAGGGUCACCCGGCAGUGGCGGUGACCGCCGUGACAAACGACGAUGAAGACGAAAACGUGGAUGUGGAAGGCGAUACCGAUACGACCAUGUACGAUAUUGUGUACGGCGGAGUCGGUGGUUGGCCCGGCCAGCAGCAGCACAACAGAAUCAGACAGCAACCGAUGAUUCUACACAGAGGCGUGUACAACAGAGGUGAGUCUGUAUUCCGGAAUGGUAUUCGAACAAGUAUACAUAAUUAUCCGUAUAAAUAUUUAUCCUCUCGUCGACACUCGGUUUUAUGUUCCCAUAAAUGUUAUUUGACGCGGGAGCGUAUUCUGAAAUUUUUCCGGGCGAGAGGCUUAUCACAUUACGCAUUACAACAUAACGAAAAUUAAAUGGUAAUGGUGUUAAAAAAAAAAAAAAAAAAAAAAAGCCUCUAUUAAAAACAAUAAUUUAUAUAGAGUUCCAGAAAUUUUAGAGAGAGAGCUCCAGUUCACUCAGUUCCACCCUCCCGGACGUAUCCAGAUACACCACUAGUUCAUCACGUGUAACAUUGAAUAUGGGAUUUUGUUUUACAGCGCGUUCUUAAGGACGGAUUAACAUUAUGAUUUUUCGGCAAUUCUCCUUAAACGCGUUUAAAUUUUUUAAAUUAAAGCCGCACCAAUCAAUAGGAUAAAUUAGAAAAUGCGGAUAUGGAAAAUAAUUUCCGCACGUACACAUUUUGCGUUCAGAAUUUAAACCAUAAAUUAUCCUAUUUCAAUAUGUUUACCCACAUUCUAACUCUUUCAUCCCCCCCGCCAACACAUCAAUGAUUUACCCAUGGACAUGUAUAUCGAAUAUACAAUUAAUUUGUCACUUUUUUUUGUGUGUAAAAAAAAUCUGUAAUUAAACAAAAUCAAUUAGGACGGUCGGGGGUUGGACCAAAUUUUAUCCACUAGCUUCAUAAACAAUGUUUUUGUAAAUUUUAUUACACAGGUAUUAAGCCACAAAUGUAUAACACACAAAUAUAUAAUUGAAAAUAUAUAUAUAUAUAUAUAUAUAUUAAAAUACAAUAUAAAAUUAGUCAAAUAAUUUUAUUUUUUUUCAUACACGAUAUUAAUUACGUACAACUUUUUUUUUUUAAUAAUUAUAAAAUACAAUAUAAAAUUAGUUAAAUAAUUUUUAAUUUUUUCAAAAUAACUCAAUACAGAUUGCUUUGCACAGUAUUCAAAAGUGCCGUCGACAUAGAACGAUUACUGUAACGAACAUAAGAAAUUUAAGUUUGUAAUCGUGGAAAAAAAAGUAAUAUAAUUUAAAAUAGUUUAAAAUAGUGGUGUUAAGUAGUGGUUUACCUAUUUUCAAAUUUAAAAUGUAUUAAAGUAUAGUGGCUCAAGCACCGGAUCUGCUUGCUAUAAAUGUAAAAUUUUAGUAGCUCCGUAUUGACUGAGUUUUGAAAAAAGGUUCAUUUUGGACCAAUCCCCGGGACUCUCUCCCAUCAAUUAUUUUAUGGUUUAGAAUAUGGUAAAAUAAUAUUCAUCGAUGAAUCGUGGAAAUCGACAGGUGGAAAAGAUAGGUGUGCUCAUCAGGCUUGGAUAGUAUCUUCGGUAUAAGUGUCUUGUAUUUUUAUUGCGAUACUGUCCUAAAAGUAUCGUUAUUAUUGUAUUGCGAUGCUGGAUUCAAUUUAUCUCUCCGUGGUAUCUAUAUAGAUACUCAUUUUGAAGUGUCUUGUCCAUCGUCGCUGCUUAAAAAAACAUAUUAUAGCGACACCCGCAACGAAAACGGUCGUAACUCACAUUUUACAUAUUAUGUUAUUCUCGUAACAUUAAACCAAUUUUAAUUUUUCAUUUUUUAAAUUAAAAAUAUUUUUUCCUCAACUCUCUUUGUAAUGCUCUUCAUAAAUCGCACCGUUGGUCAUUUCGGGUAAAUGUUUGUGCGUUGGCCAUUAUUAAUAUUAUCAAGGUACAAAAAACAAAGUCGCGAGUUACGACAGUUUCCGUCGGGGUGAGUCGAGGUGAUGGACACCGUUGAAUUCCGCAGCGCGUUAUGCAUUUUCAAAAACGACGGUAUAGCACAAUACGUAUUGCCGUCCAUAUCGAAUGCGCCGUUUCUGAAGGACUUUCGUUUUGUUUUGUGCACAGGCGCCGCGGCAAUGCCCACGGCGAUCAACUGCAGCACCGGGAACCCGCAGGCCAGACAGUCGGCCGCGGGAGAGGACUCGACCGGACCCGAAGACGUGGUGCUGGUGGUCGACGACAACGACGGCACCGGCAGUUUAUACAAGUACGGACCUAACCAAUACGCCGAACGAGAUAUAAUCGUCCCGUCACGUCCUCCUACCGGUUCUUCGGAGGGCCGCCGACUCACACCCGCCGAGUAAGCGCCGUCGUCGCUCGAAACGUCCCGAGAAAACAAACCCGGUGAAGUCGUGCCGUGUCGCGUACUGUUUCGACAGCGUUAUCUCGGUUUUACACGCCGACACGUAGCACGACGGUUUCCCGACAGCCGCGGUCGAAGGGAACGGCUGUAAUAAGUCACGUUAAUCCCAUAUGUGUCCGACUCGGAGUUUGAAACGACCGCGAACAUUGGUGACUUGGGUUCAUCAAUUGCAUAUCGCGUACACUAUUACGAAUCGCUAAACACACUGGGGAGUGGGGGAGGAGACGUAUUUACAAAUUUUAACAUUUUUCGGGAGACAGCGUUAAACAGGGGAAAAUAAUGCACGCAAGAACGUAAUAAUUGGGUAAACAACGAUAGUAUCGAUAGUGUAAUCAUUGGUUUCUAAAUAAUUUUUUGUUCUUAAAGCGGGUGUUUCUUCUCACUUCUUCCCCUGUUAUUUCACACCCAUCCGACGUUGUUUUGCACAGCAAAUGGCGGUUCGUUUUCGAUUAUAAGUCCGUAUGAAAGGAUACGCACUCGAUUCGGUGAGCCUUAGACCAGAACCUAUGGUUUUUAAUAUUCCACGCAAAUAACAUUAGUAAAAACGAUUUUCCCAAUUUAAACUGCACCCUGUAUUGAAAAGAAAAAUUAAAAAUUAAAAUACUUAACAUCUCUGUAAAUCAAAAAUGUGAAAAACGAAUUGCGUGUUAAUAACUUAUGUUAUAAUGUUUAACGUUUAUAGAUCUAUAAGUUUCUACAGUUAUUUCUAUGAAACAUUAUAAAAAAACUAAGUUGCUCAAGGGGUUUAUUUUGUUUUUCUUGUAGAAUUUGAAAGUUCGUGGCCUUUCUGCAUUUAGCGAUUCAUAUAAUACUUCAGCGGUCUCGGUUUUAUAAUAAAAAUUUGAAUUUUAAAAUUUUAAAUAUAAACGGCAAUUCGAAAUUCCUGGUCUAAGUCUAAACGACAUUUUUAUAUCGGUUUUAAGUUCGAAAUAAAUAACAUAAAAACCACUUUUUCGGCUUUUCUGAAAACUUAAACAAAUAUCGCUUAUAGGUCCAUUUAUCACGUAGUCAUCAAGGUUUUCAUCAGGUCUCCGUAAAGCGUAUAGAAAACCACCGUAAGUACCACCGUGUGAUUCGUGAGUUCUAUUUAUAAACAAUCAUCAGUACACGAAAUUCGAAUUUUGAAAAAUGUCGAUUCAAACUGCGUCGUUUUAAUUAUCGAUUAUAGGCUGUAUAUGACGCCACGGACCCCGCGACGGCCGGUAGUGACGUCUGUAUGGUGACCGUAUUUUAUAUUUUAUACGAAUGACGCACGUAUACCUAUAUUUGUUAUCUACAUAAAGAUAUUAUUUAAUAUUUUUUAAUACAUGGUUCUUUGUUUUUAUUUUUAUUUUCUUCGUGUGCUUGCGCAGACAGAACGAUCCGAACUCCAUGGAAACGAUGGACUCGUGCGAGAAUGUCGGGCCGUUGGACGUGUCGAUAAAAAAGGAAAACACUCAGGAAGACGGUAACGUCAUGAAGCCGAAAAUGGACAUUGAUAAAUACUGCGGCCAAUUCAACAAUAACGGACAGAUGGUCGAAGCGCUAAAAGCCCGGAUCCGGGAACUGGAGUCGGUGUCCAAAACCGGCGCGGACAAAUUUACCUGUCUUUUGUGCAAAGUGAGCUUAAUUAUUUCGGUUUCCAACUGUUAGUGCCGCAUAAGUAUAGGCCUUACUGCUUGUGGAUUAUAACACGGAACACUUGUCUCUUUUCCGGUCCAUUUCACUGCGGGUUGCCUAUACUGACCCUUUCAAAAUGAAUAGGUAUUUCUCGUGGUAAAGCGUAAGGGGCUAAAUAGGCAACCGUUAACAUUUCAUUGCGCUUUAUCCAUAAACCUAUUAUAGGUUUAUAAGUCUAUGGCUUUACCACUAGCAAUUUACACAGUAUGUCCUGUAUAGUCUAUAGUAUUUGGUAAUAGCUUCUCGGAAGAUAUACCAGACCAACAAACGCGAAAAAGGCCUCCGGUGGGUUCCGAAACUCUAUUCACUAGAUCGUAUAGUAUUAUGUAUAAUACCUGUUUGACUUUAAACAUUACCCCGCGUGAAGAUAUUGUAAUAUUAUUUUAAAAUACAUGUUAAAAAAAAAAAAAACCAACCCAAAAUUGGCACCAGUUUAACGAAUUUAUAAUAAUAUAAUAUAGACAAAUCCAUAAAAUUAAAUUUCGUAUGAAGUAAUAUUUGUCAUUUCACAGGGAAAUUUCAAAGAUCCUGUCGUAUCAACUUCAUGCUGGCACGUGUACUGCGAAGUGUGUUGGUUGCAAAUACUGGUAACUAUAUUUUAUAUUAUAAUAUGACUUUGUAUAUAAUACUUCAGGGCUCAGGUGAAUGUUGCCAAACAAUUAUUAGCACAAAAAAAUGUGGUUUUUUCACAUUCUAUGCGAGUAAUCGAUUGUUCGAGGAGUGGUUGUUCGAAUAGUUUACCGAAAGUAUCUAUUACUUAAGCUGAAUUGAAACGAGCCGUAUAGAUUUAUUUAAUUUAGGAUGCACUAUUAUUAUAAUAAAUGGUUUAAUGGUAUUUUUUUUCCCGGUACAGGGUGCUAAAAAACUAUGUCCUCAAUGUUACGUGAUAACGCUUCCGUCUCACUUGCGUCGCGUUUACUUGUAAAGCGGUUACAGAGACUCGGAUAACCGUCAACGGAGAUUACUUAUGUUCACCUGGACCACCAGCUACGGCUCGUCUCCUCAGCUCUCUUCGCAAUUUACCAAUCAAAACGACCACAAUGACAUCAUCGAUAAACACAAUAUUAUUAUUAUUGUUAUUAUUGUUAUUAUUAUUUUUAUGAUUGUGGUAAUAUGUAAAUAUCAUAUUUUGUUUCUUACCUAUAUACCUGCCAGCCUACCGUUUUUUUUGUUCGUCGAGACGUGUUCUCUCGAUUUCCCGAUUUAUUAUUAUAAUAUUAUGUACAGAAUACAGAUAUACCUAAUUAUUAUAUUACCCUAUAUUUAUGUAUACGGACAUUCUUCUCGCGCCCUUUCUCGCGUUUUUACCUAACCUCCAUUCGCAUGUUUGUUGGCUCUCGCGUCACUUAUAAAAUAAUAUAACGUUGAUAUUAAAUACGUUUACUUGGAAUAGCCCUCCCCCCCCCCAAACUACAGUUAAUAUUUUACAUAGUAAAAGCUUUUUUCUUAAAGUUUUACCGACAACCACGGUUUAUAUAAAACAGAAUUAUAUAAUCUGUGCUAAAAUAAAACCCGUAAUUUUGUGUCCCUUUAUCCUUUAUCCGUUAGUAUCACAUCACUUGUAGUAAUAUGUCGUAUAAAAUAUGUAUAACUACCACAACGCUUUACCGAUCUCUCUUUGAAUGCAUAUAGUAAUAAUAAUGUCACUGUUAAAAUGACAUAAAAAUAUCAUCGAUAAUAAUUAAAACUUUAUACCCACCAUUAAAGCCCGGGUUUAAAUUCAAAAUGCAUUAUUUUCUGAAUGACCUAAGACAAUGCUUUCCAAGUAGGUAUAUAAUUUGAUUCAUGCAAUAGAUUCUUCAAAAGUAUUACUUUUAUUAUGCAUUUUUUCGAAUUUUCUGGUCAUUUUGUUAAUUUUAAGUGCAUAUUUAUAUAUUACACGAAUU
Messenger RNA from Cinara cedri, 9472 nucleotides. The record is from the annotation of a GenBank genome assembly. Lineage: Eukaryota; Metazoa; Arthropoda; Insecta; Hemiptera; Aphididae.